GGUGCGCGCGCGUUGUUUGAUUGUGACGCGCGGUGUUUGGGGGCCGGGUGAAGAGAAGAUGGCGGCUGCGGUGAGCGCUAGCAGCGGCAGUAGUGACACUUCAAGUACCGGUGAGGAGGAAAGGAUGAAGCGCCUCUUUCAGACUUGUGAUGGGGAUGGUGACGGCUACAUCAGCAGGAAUGACUUGCUUAUGGUAUGUCGGCAACUAAACAUGGAGGAAUCUGUAGCAGAGAUUAUGCAUCAGUUGGGAGCAGAUGAGAAUGGGAAAAUCUCCUUUGAGGAUUUUGCACGCUGCCGUAUGCAGUUGGUAUCUGAAAUAAGAAAGGAAGAAGGUGAACUCUCAGUGAAGUCACAUGAAUCUUGCAAAAUAAGAAAAUUGCGUGAUCGCAUAGCUUCAUGGCCAACUAGCAGUGAUAACAGCCUUGGUGCCAUGUCAGGGGCCAGGGAGAGCUGGGAGUAUGAUUCUGGAGCUCGAGACCUUCAGAGUCCCGAACUACAUAAUAGUCAUCCAGUGCUUCAGAAACUGUUAGAGUGUGGAGCUGCUAGCCUGGAUCAGCAAGUCGCUUUGCAGAAACUCUUGGCACAGGCUUCAAGCUUAAGCCAUCCCAUGAGUGGCAGUUACUUGGAGCUAGCUAACACAUUACAUUUAGCAGCCCUAGCAUCAUUAAAAACAGACAUAGUGGAUCUCAAUAAAAGACUGCAGCAUACAGAACGGGAGAGGGACUUGUUAGAAAAGAAGUUGGCAAAAUCUCAGUGUGAACAGUCUCAUCUAAUGAGGGAGCAUGAAGAAACUCAGGAAAGGGCAACUCUGCGCUAUGAAGAACGUAUCACUGAGCUUCACAGUAUAAUUGCAGAAUUAAAUAAGAAAAUUGACAGGCUUCAGGGAACAACAAUAAGAGAAGAUGAUGAAUGUUCAGAGCUGCGUUCAGAACUUAGCCACAGCCAUCAGGAGGCAAAUGAUGAUGCUCAAAGUAUAGAUCAGGAUCAAACUUCUGCCUCUGUGCCCGAGAACCAGUCAAUGAUGGUCUCUGCAGACAUAGAUAACUGUAGUGACCUCAACUCAGAGCUCCAGAGGGUAUUGACUGGGCUGGAGAAUGUAGUUUGUGGAAGGAAGAAGAGCAGUUGCAGUCUUUCAGUGGCAGAAGUGGACAGACACAUUGAACAACUAACAACUGCCAGUGAGCACUGUGACCUGGCUAUAAAGACUGUGGAGGAGAUUGAGGGAGUAUUGGGGCGUGGCUUCUAUCCGACCCUUGCUGAAGAGAGAUCUCGAUGGGAGAAGGAGUUAGCAGCUCUUCGGGAAGAAAACGAAAGCCUCACGGCAAUGCUGUGUAGCAAAGAGGAUGACCUAAACAGGACAAAGGCCACAAUGAAUGCUAUUCGUGAAGAAAGGGACCGUUUGCGAAGGAGGGUUCGGGAGCUGCAGACGCGUUUACAAAGCAUACAAGCAACUGGCCCAGUUAGUCCAAAUCGUUUGACUGCAGCCAAUCGACCAGUGAAUCCCAGUACUGGUGAGCUCAGCACCAGCAGUAGCAGCAAUGAUUUCCCUAUUGCGAAGGUGGCUGAACGAGUAAAACUGUCAAAGACCAGGUCGGAAUCUUCCUCUUCAGAUCGGCCAGUUCUGGGUUCAGAGAUCAGCAAUAUUGGAGUGUCCAGCAGUGUAGCAGAACAUCUAGCCCAUUCUUUGCAAGACUGCUCCAAUAUCCAAGAAAUCUUUCAAACUCUGUACUCUCAUGGUUCAGCUAUUUCUGAAAGCAAGAUCCGUGAAUUUGAAGUGGAAACUGAAAGGUUAAACAGUCGAAUUGAGCAUCUAAAAUCACAGAAUGAUCUCCUAACUAUAACACUGGAAGAGUGCAAAAGCAAUGCUGAAAGAAUGAGUAUGCUAGUUGGUAAAUAUGAAUCCAAUAGCACGGCGUUAAGACUUGCACUACAGUACAGUGAACAGUGCAUAGAAGCCUAUGAAUUACUGCUGGCACUGGCUGAAAGUGAGCAAGGACUCAUUCUGGGACAGUUCAAAGCUGCAGGUGUUGGAUCUGUUGGUGAUCAAAAUGGUGAGGAAAACAUAACAAUGAUGUUAAAGAGAGCACAUGACUGCAGAAAAACAGCAGAGAAUGCUGCAAAAGCACUACUGAUGAAACUUGAUGGCAGCUGUGGUGGAGCAUGUACUGUAACAGGAUGUAGUAUUCAGCCCUGGGAAAGUCUGUCUUCUCACAGCCACACCAGCACGACAAGUUCAACUGCUAGUAGCUGUGAUACAGAGUUUACAAAGGAAGAUGAACAGAGGCUUAAGGAUUACGUUCAGCAGCUUAAGAAUGACAGAGCAGCUGUCAAGUUAACUAUGCUAGAGCUAGAAAGUAUUCAUAUUGAUCCACUUAGUUAUGAUGUUAAACCUCGGGGAGAUAGUCAACGACUUGAUUUGGAGAAUGCAGUUUUAAUGCAGGAGCUCAUGGCUAUGAAGGAGGAAAUGGCAGAACUUAAAGCUCAGCUUUAUUUGAUGGAAAAAGAGAAGAAAGCACUUGAACUGAAGCUGAGCACUCGAGAAGCCCAGGAACAAGCUUACUUAGUACAUAUUGAACACUUGAAAUCGGAAGUAGAAGAACAAAAGGAACAACGCAUACAAUCUCUUAGGUCAACCAGCAGUGGAGGAAAAGAUAAACAAGUUAAAGAAUGCAGUGAUGGGGUAACUCAUUCUCUCACUGAACUCCAAACUCUCAAUGACAAUGAACUUGCAGUUGAGCUAACUAAUGCAUUAAAACGAGAGAAAAAAAUGAAAUCCCGUGUUCAGGAAUUAGUAACUGCUUUAGAACGAAUGACAAAAAGCAGUGAAGUGCGACAUCAGCAGUCUGCAGAAUUUGUUAAUGACCUCAAACGAGCAAACAGUAAUUUAGUCGCAGCCUAUGAGAAAGCAAAGAAGAAACAUCAAAAUAAAUUGAAAAAACUGGAAGCACAAAUGAUGGCAAUGGUGGAGAGACAUGAAACUCAAGUAAGAAUGCUAAAACAGAGAAUUGCAUUACUGGAGGAGGAAAACUCUAGACCUCAAACAAAUGAGACAUCACUCUAAGAAUACAUGCUGAUGGUACUGAUGAUGUGAUUCAUCAGCUCUGCCACAUCGAUGCCGAAGAUUUUAAAAAUGAGGCUGGGAAAAGUGAAAUGACACCUUUCUUCUGAUCAGUAUGAACGUAUGCAGUUCCCACAUGUAAAGCACUAGCUUAACAUUUCUUGAGGAACUAUUAUGUCAUAAGAAUAAUAGUGGUAUUGGACCAAAUAUGGGCCAUCAGUAAGUCAGUCAUUAGCUGAGCCCGCUUCAUUCCUAAAUAUAUUUACAUCUCUAAAAGAACAUGAAUUUUUAAAUACUGUCCAAAUACAGCAAAUUGACUUUUGGAAUUGCUUUACAUGUGGCUAUAUGUUACCAUUAAGUUGUAUCAAAUAGACACAAAAUUAUACAGCAAAAAAUAUAAAGUUUAAUAGAUGCUGCUGGGAGAUAAUUUUUCACCAUCAUUAAUGUUCUAUUAAGUUCAUGAAAAUUACAAAUAUGUUCUAGCAAAACUGUUUAACCAUUUUCAUAAUACGUGAGGCUGCAGUACUACCAUUGUCAAGAUAAACACCAUGUAAAUUAAUUCUUAUGGUGAAGACUGGAAUCUUAGGGUGAUGUAGGCUGUAGCAAGAUUUGUGGCAGAAUCGAGUGCAAAGUCCAGCAAGGCCCAUCUCACUCCAUCAUAUCAGUUUCCACAAGGAAUGUGGCUAGUUUCUUGCAAGGAAGCGAUCGGUUGCCAAUGAAGGGAAUUAUUGCUUAUUAAGUGUAUUGUUAAUGGUACAACUGGUUUCAUUAAUAUUUGGUUUCCUGUCUUGCCAAAUGUGCCAAACAAGCUAGAUGCCAAGAAAUUUCAGCAUGAAAAUCAAAGUGGGUAUCUGGCAAAUUCAGCUCGUCACUUGUCUCCAAAGGACUGCCAUGUUGGAAACAGGGCAUCAGCAUCUCAGGGCAUGCUCUAUGAACCGAGUACAUGCAACAUGUCUUCCAACAUUGAUAUCUGAUGUACCAGUCUCUAAGAACCCAUAUGGAACAUCUGUGAUCUACUUACAGUAUGUUUCUACCCUUAAGUACACCAACAACUAUCAUUGUAUUGCUGCAACAAGGACAUUACACACUUAAGGACAUCACCCAGCUCACGGAUUGACUCAGGCUACGUGUCUAGACUGUCUACUUGGUUAUACAGUGCUCACCCUUCAGACAUACCUGGAUAUUCACAGCAUCUUUGCCUUUUUGUGCUUUUUCCCCCUCAGCCAGAGAGACAAUCUUAUGAUCAUGCUAUCUUGUUGUGCUGUUUAAUGUGGACCCAAAGGCAUGCAAAUUUGUCAUAGUUGUCAGCAGGCCUCAAUCAAGGGGCAGUCUUCAGUCUGGGGUCUAAGCACAGUAAGUCCAAUACCAGUUCUGGGUGCUUGGAAACAGACAGCUAGUCACUCCGGCAGUCAGUGCUCGGAACCUUUGAAAAGGGAUGUGGACCCAAAUGUUAGGUAGCCCAUCACCUAUCUUAACUCUUUCUAAUUUAUUAUGGGCUAAUUUCUUCCUGGAAUGAGAAUGAGGUAGGUAUUAAAGGGGAUAAAAGUGGGUGAUAGAGCUGCUACUUUUGGUGCAGCUAGGAAGAUACCCUGACCAAGUAAUUAAGCAGUGUUGAAAGCAUGCAAGAUUAGUGGUGUGUGCCAGAAAGUGAAGUAAGAUGCUUCAGCCAUUAGUGAGAGUGGCAAAGAAUGAGCCUUUGGAGGUGAGUUCAGUAGCAGAGAUAAUGAAUGUGAGGUAUGAAGAGAAGAUAGUGGCAGUUACACUGGUGGGGUGGAGAAGAUCACUGACCUCCUUUCUACAUUGCUGUGAAUUCCUCCAGAUGGUUGAGUUUGUUUUAACCCAAUAAUCUUGGACAUAUUCUGGCAUAGUCUUGUGAUGUGGCCAUAAACGCUGGCUCUUAAGGAAGAGGGAAAAAUACGUAUGUCACUUCUGCCAGCAGGACCUCCAGGUCCCUACUGAUAACGUGGGGUUACAAUUUCUAUCUGCUGUGUCCAGGACAAAUCAGGAACCAUGCUGGGUAGCUCUGGACUGACAAUAAGUGUCCAGGUGCGGAAUGGCUUUUUGCAGGCACACGAUUUACCAGUGAAUUCUGGAAUAUCUGCUGACUUGCCCAUUGUUUCUGGUAAUAGCAUGUGCUGACUUGGAGCUGGAAUCAGAUUUAAGGAAUGCCAUGGACAUGGGUAGUUAACAUGAGUUUACUAAGAUGCAGUCAUAAAACCCGCUAGGUCUUAUGAUGAAAACCUCAAGAACUUGAUGUAACUCAGAAUUGAGCAAACCAAAAAUGGAAAAUUCAGCCCAAGGUGUUUCAUGUAAUACUGAUGUAGAACCAGGGAAGAAAUAACUGGAAAAAAUGUCUGUGAUCUCUCUGGACUACAUUUAUAUUUAGUAAAUCAAUGUUUUGUAUGAAUACUAAAGUACUGUAUCCCACCCACAAUUUAAAAUCAACCAGUCCAUAUUAACUGCCUACAGAAUGGGAACUACUUUGUGGUUAAAAAGACAAAUAGAAUUGUUCAUGACUCUUCAAUUAAUCAUUUUGCUAGAAUGGUACCAGUUACCAUAGCAGGUGGUAUUGGGUUUGGGUAUUCAUUUUCUGAACCAAAAUAAUCUGAUAUUGUUGAACGUUAAGCAAUUAGUAGCUGAUCACAUUGAUUUUAUUUGUACCAAAUUCUGUAAUUACUGAUUUAAUUUGCUAAUUCUUCAUAUUCUGGCUAAAUAAUCACAGAAAUGGAAACCCAAACGUUAUAGGAAAAUUGUAGUGUACAUCAACAUGGCCCUUCUUUCCAACUUUUUAAUCAUGUAAUUUUCAAUUAGCUAUAGUAAAAUCACUUCCACAUUGACAAGUGGAUCUGUCAAACACUAUUGACAUUAUUUUUAAGGUGUUUUUGGAGAAUUUGCAUCGUAUUGUUAAAGGAUGUAGGAGUUAAAGCUCCAGAAAUUAAAACUUGUACUCUGAUUUGGGAAUUUUGAAUUCAAGUAAACUAAAAGUUCAGGUAUUUAUUUCGUAAGAUACAUUCUUUUGUUUAGUCCCAGAAACUAAUAUUGCAAAAGGUUUUGAAGACUCCAUUAUACAUUUUGGCAUUGAUAUUUUCUGCAGGUUUCUAUUAUCUCCAUUAAUGGAAACAUAUUAUUUGUGAAUUGAUGUGCAGUAGUUCAAGAAAUAAGCUCCCCAACAUCAUCUCAGGGGCAGUAAGACUGGGUAAUUAAUGCUGGCGAAAUGCAGUCAUAGUUGUACAGAAGUAAUGAUUAUACAAAUUUCAAAUGAUAGAGAAAAAUCGCUUAGUUAAAUUUAUUCAAACCAAGUGCUGCCCGCACUGGAAAGUCUCCUCAGUGGACCUUCCUUAUUUUAAUAUCUUUGAGAAACUGAGAUCCACAUAUAAACUUUACAUCAAUCAGGAUAUUAGAGAUGAUCACACAAAAUAAAGCCAUAAUUAUCUAGUCUCUUUGACCUUGCCAUAUCUGGAUGGACAGUCAUUUCUAUUCUGACUAUUAUAAUGUAAUCCCACUGCUCUUAGUUUGCAAUAGAUCAAAAUCUGCUAAGCUUCUAAAGGCCUUCCAAAGAAAGAAAACUGUUCUGGUAAUUAUGAUUUUUGAUUUUGAGUCUGCGAGCUCCUUGUAUAAUUGUAAUACCCUAUUUAAUAAAGAAGGAACUUGUGCUUUAUUAUAGCUUUCAUGAUCUCACAAUAUCCAAAACGCUUUAUCACCAAUAAAAUAUAUUGGAAGGGAAUACCAAUCCAAUUUAUGCUCAGCAAGUUGCCACAAACAGCAAUCAUGUAAAUAGUUACAUAAUCUGCUUCAAGUGCCGUAGAAGGGAUGAAUGGAUUAAGAUGAUUAUUUGCCUUUGCUUUGUAUUAUUAUUGUUGUUAAGUUUAUUUUUAAAAUUGAAACACUAAAAAUGGAAAAGAAAUUAAGUGAAUAUUGCUGUCACAUGAAGCAGUUCAUCGAAUUCUCUACUUUGAAGCCAACAUUUGACCGUUCUUCAGCAAAACUAAAUCAAAAAUAACAUUAAUACAUCACUUUUCUAGCAAUUGUAACUGAUCACUAGACAAAUGGCUACUGUACUGUAGAGGCCUGCUGCAAAAGAUAUACCCACGGCAAAUUAGUGUUUAUACCCUGAUGUUAAGACCGGCUGGUCCUAUCACCAUCUAUUCAAAUACAAUUUUGAAUAAGUUAACAUUCACAAAUAAGUGUGAAUUUUCAACUGCGCUUUUUUAUAAGUAUAGUAAUUUCUUUUAAAAACAAGAUAUCCUGAAGACCCUAUUUUCUAUAUCAAACGCAAGCAUAUGUCUAUUUUCUCUUGAGAGGAAUAAAGAUCUGAGAAUGUCUUAUUUGUCCUGUCUUUACAAUAAACAUGUAUUUGUGCAUAAGUUUAAGACAAUGUUACAACUAUUGUAAGGAAAGUGUUAGUUUAUUUCGCAAACCUUAUAAUAGAUGUUCUUGUAGUCAGAAGGAUUAAAGCUUAUAGGAUAUAAUUAUUAGGGUGUCCUGGCCCAAAGAAUUACUUAUAACAGGUGCUCACAGAAUAUACUUUGUUUGAUUAAAGAUGGAUACAUAUAACCACAUGUUUCAGUUCUGCUUUCAUUUUAGUAACUGUCCAGUACGUUCCAAAGAGUUUGAAUGUUGUGUUUUUUUACACACAAUUAUUUAAAAUAUUUGUAAAUUACUGCAAAAGCAACUUUUCUUAAUUUAUCAUUUAAAAGUAGUAUGUGGUAAAAUAACAGGAGAAUUAUUUAUUUCCCUGAGCAUGAUUCAUAUAUAUAUGUCACUUAAUUUUCACAUGUAAUAUAGAAGACAGGAGCUCCUAUUCAUAGUAUAAUGUAGAUAUUCUGAGAGCCACUAGAAGGAACAUAUCGUUUGACUGAAAUAGGAAAGAGAAUCUUGAAUACUAAAGGAAAUUCAUUCUGAAAUGAGUUUAUGAAUUGAAUAUGGCUAUCUUCAUCAAAGUGGCAUUUCAAAACUUAGCAUCUCUCCCCAGUUUAUCUCUGAUCAAAGUUAAAAUCAUGAAACAAGAAAAAUGGAUGACUUUGAGAAUCACAAGUAAGUUGAUAUGCAUUUCUCUUUGGGCCGUGUGUACAGUAUUAUGUGUUUAGGAUUAUGUCUAGUCAGUCGAAUACCACUUCGCUUUAUUGAACCCUGUGUUGUAAAGUUGUGAAGGAUUUUCUUUGGAAGGGGGUAUGCGGGGAGGGGAAGAAAAUUCUGAAUGUGGAACCUGGACAGAUAAUAUGAGGAAUGUCACAAGCCAGGAUGUUAAAUAUAUGACAGCACUAUUGACUUACCUUCUCACUUACAGUAACUUGCACAGCUGUUUUUAACAAGAUUUUUGGAUUAUAUUUACAUGUAAAAUUUCCAAAUGGCUAGUGCCUAAAUCAUAUUAAGUUGUUCCAGAUCGGCCUGAUUUGAUUUCUGAGAACUUAAAUACCUCUUAUCUUUUGAGGGUUAUGAUUUGUAUAUCCUCCUAUUUAAGUUUGUAACUGUUUGACUUUAUAGUUUUCCUAGUUGCUGUAAAAUGUAAAACAAUUUGUUUUAUAAAAAAUUGUACAAACUCUGCAUUUAUUUAUA
Hemiscyllium ocellatum (epaulette shark) is the source of this 8614-nucleotide messenger RNA. It is a transcript of the gene mcc, whose product is annotated as MCC regulator of WNT signaling pathway. The transcript is spliced from 19 exons. Gene Ontology annotation, molecular function: calcium ion binding. NCBI's taxonomy places the organism in Eukaryota, Metazoa, Chordata, Chondrichthyes, Orectolobiformes, Hemiscylliidae. The record is from RefSeq and is a predicted model, not a curated record. Bases 59 to 3061 code for a protein of 1000 amino acids.